Molecule: messenger RNA, 1833 nt
Organism: Tetrahymena thermophila SB210
Lineage: Eukaryota; Ciliophora; Oligohymenophorea; Hymenostomatida; Tetrahymenidae
Product: YqaJ-like viral recombinase domain protein
Exons: 6
Source: RefSeq, a predicted model, not a curated record
AUGAGCGAAGCAUCUUUAAGCAAUUUAUCAAGUUUUGAAAAAGGAGAUAUAAUUUUAAAAGAAUUUAUUGAGAGAAAUAACAUCUAUCUAGUUGCAAAAGAUAUUUCCUUAAAAUAAAUCCAUCAUUAUCAAAUUGAAGAUAAUAGUUUUAGAGAUUUGGGGGAAUGCUAUCAUGUUCUGAGCGAAUAGUAUUUUGAUGUUCUAAUUUAGCUAUUUUCAGAUGAUGAUAUUAUACUUUAUUUUACUUUGAAAUUUGUUUAAGAAAUUGUUUAAAUUUGCAUUGAGAAUAUUCUAAAUCCUGUUUCAAUACAUUAUAAAUUGGUGACUUUUAACAAUCAAGAUAAAAAAUUUUACUAUCCUCAAUAAUUAUCUCUUAAAAUUCUCGAAAAAGAAAAUGUCUUCAUUAGAAUCUAAUAAAAAUUAAAUAAAAUAAGCUAAGAGUAUCGUUAAUUAUUGUCUAAAAUUGUGCAAGAGUUGAUUUACGAAAAGAAAAAUCCAAACUUGAUCAAAAAUUAUUUGCAGGAAUAUAUAAAUAAGCUACAUAUAAAGUUAAACAAAACUAUUACUACCAAAAACAAAGAAUUAGAAAAGUGUUUAAAUAAUUUGCAAAGAGUUAUUAUUUAAAAGUAUACUGAAAAUAAUUUAUAUCAAAUAGCUAAAAACGGAGAGUCAAAUUAACAGUUUAAUAGCUAUGAUCCUCAUCUAACACAAAUAUUCAAAACAGCCCUUAUAUAUAGAGAAAGCUUAAAAAACUAAAAAUUGGCUUAAUGUUUUUUAGAUAAUUACUAGUUAUUAAUGAAAUGUGCAUUAGAUAAAGAAAAAUAUCUUUUUCAGGAUAUCAAGUUCCGUUUUGAUCUAUUAAAAAUAAACAAAAAAGAAAAAAAUGAAGUCAGAAUGGAUACUAAAAGAUAGGGUGAUUUUAUAGCGGUUCCAAAUAAAAUUGAAGAAAUUUCAAACAGAUUUAACUAAAACGAUUAUGCUGCAAAUUAAAAGGUAUAAAAUAUGUCACCAGAAUCUAAAAGUACUUAGAUUGAAUCUCUUGUAUAAUUUGCCGAAUUUCAAAUUAAUAAAUAUGUUGAAAAGCUAAAGUAGGCAUAAUCUUCAAUAGAAAAUUUCCUUGUAGUAAAUUACAAUUAAAAAAGUAAAGAAUGGGAAAAAGAGAGGAAAUUAAGAAUUACUGCUUCAAACUUUGGUAAAAUUUGUAAAGCCAAAGAUAAUAGCAAAAAUACUAUAGUAAAUUAAAUCAUUGAAUCAAAGUUUUUUACAUGUGAAGCUAUAUAAUAUGGAAAUAACUUUGAGGAAGUAGCUAGACUUAAAUAUAUAGAAAUUAUGUAAGCCAAGUAUGGAUCAUAAAUUAAUGUGAAGGAAUUUGGUUUAAUAGUUGAUAAAAAAUAUAACUGGAUAGCAGGUAGCCCUGAUGGCAUAGUUUAUGAAAAUAACAAUCCGAUAGUAAAAUAAUUUAAUAAUUUAAUUUUAUUCUAAAAUUAAUAAAUUAGGGUUGUAUAGAAAUAAAAUGUCCAUUUAGUAUCAAAGAUUAAAAGAUAAGUGAAUAUUAUUAAUAGACUCCAUUUUUAGAGUAUAAUAAAGAAUUAAAUUAAAUAAUGCUCAAAAGAAAUCAUAAUUACUAUUAUUAGUGCUAAGGUAUUAUGUAUUUAUCUUAACUAAAUUGGUGCGAUUUUAUUGUUUUCACUUAAGUUGAUUUUAAAAUAGAAAGAAUUGAAUUUGAUAAAGUAUUUAUAAAUGAAAUGCUUCAAAUUCUUAACUCCUUCUUUUUUAAAUAUUUUGUGCUAAAUCAUAUUUUCCCUUUAAUCUCAUACGAAUAAAAAGAAUUGA